UUAAAUUUCCUUGGGAGAAUCUAAUUGUCUCACCUGGUAAAAACCAGAUCUCUCUAUUUCACUAUAGCCUUCCUUUACCCUCAUAUGAUUUAUUUUCCUUCUCAAUGCCCAUUGAUUAAUUCAAAUUUCAGAUUUGAAACUCUCUUUCAAUCGAAACUGAGAUUACUCUUCUUCUGGACGAUUGAUUUAGAUGAAUUUUCCGUAGCCACCGCCGAUUCGCCUUCGAAGCAAAAUUUCAAGCUGAUUUACCGAGUAUGGCAUCUUCAAGCAAAGCCAAUUUAACUGAAGAAGAAUAUGAAGAAGAGGAAGUUGAACACUUCGAUGAUUUCACUCUGGCUUCUUCAUGGGAAAGGUUCAUAUCUGAAAUAGAGGCUACGUGUCGGCAGUGGUUAGCUGAUGGUCCAAAGAAUUUGCUGGAAAAGGGAGCUGUUCAUUUGGAUUCCUCUAAGAUCAUAUAUAAGGUCAAAUCUGAGUUGAAAAAUGCUGCGAAAAUCUAUUCCAUGGAGUACUACUUUGAAAUCAACAAUACUGGCAAAAUUGCUGACUGGAAUUGCACUUUGCAUGAUUUGCAGCUUUGCUUUGGAGUAAAAGAAUUCUUGGUGAUUUCACCUCAAAGUGCCAGCGGUGUUGUUCUUGAUGCGCCAGAGGCUAGCAAGCUUUUAAGUGCUGUUGCAAUCGCUUUGUCAAAUUGUUCAAGUUUGUGGCCAGCAUUUGUCCCCGUCCAUGACCCUUCAAGAAAGGCUUUUAUUGGAAUCCAAAAUAUGGGAACAGUUUUUACUAGAAGGUUUGAGGCAGAUCGUAUUGGUAGCCAGGUUCCCAUAAAGUUCAUGCAUCUGGAAGGAUUGUAUGAGUUGUUUGUUUCUAAGUUUGCUUACUCUACAUUGGACCAUUCAAUGCAUAUUUUCAAAGUACAUCUUAUAAUGAAACUCACCUAUCGAACCCUUCCCAAUGAUGACGAAGGGGACGAUGAUAUCCAAGAAGCUGAUGCUGAAAAUGUAGAAUCUGAAGUGAGUCUGGGCGAUGAUAAUCGCAAUAAGAAGCUUUGGGAUGAUGAUUGCCCUUGGAGUGAGUGGUAUUCUGCAGAAGAUCCUGUGAUGGACACUGGUUUGAUGGAUUCGAUGCAUGUAGGAUUUGAUUUAGUGACCACUUGGUCUGAAAAGGUGGUCGAAAGCUCCUUUGAAAUGGCUGAAUUGGAAAAUGCCUCACCCCAUGAAGCUGAGAAGUGGAUUCUAGUGCCAAAUUUGUCUCCAAAUCUUGAUAGUUCAAAAGGAGACAGAGUUGGAUUCGGUUCCCAGUUGCAGCUUUUGGUUAACGCACUGGAUAUGCCAUUUGAAGCUCAAUUUAUGGAGGACUUUGUUUCAGUUGAAAACCCUGGUUCAGACAAUUUAAAGUCCUCUAUGGUUAUACCGCCACCAACGGUCCUUGAACGUGUGGUUAAUGAUCUCUUCCAUGAAGGUCUCCAAUUACCUGAUUUUGCUAAAGGCGAACAUAAGAGUUCUCGAGCUAUUAAAGGUGCACCUGUUGAGUCUCUCUUCGCGCAGUUUUGUUUACGCUCAUUAUGGUUUGGGAAUUGUAGCAUACGUGCCAUUGCUGUGCUCUGGAUAGAGUUUGUUCGAGAAAUUCGUUGGUGUUGGGAAGAGUCACAGCCAUUGCCUAAAAUGCCAGCCAAUGGUUCAAUUGACCUUGCAACUUGUUUAAUCAACCAGAAAUUACAAAUGCUUGCAAUAUGUAUUGAGAAGAAGCAUGAACUAUAUGAAGAAUUUGAAGACUGUAUUGGAAGUAAUGAUGAUGCAUCUUCACAUAUGGAGGAAGACAUUCAAGCUGGAGAGAAGUCUACUAGUUUUCAUGCUCAGAGUCAAGGCUUUGAUGGCAAAAGUGACAGUCCCUUGACUCCAAAAGGUUUUAAUGGAUCUAAAACAGUUGUAUCAAAGUUUAGUACAAAUUCUCAAGACGUGUGUUCUGCUGAUAAAAGCCCUUCAGAUUCUAUCAGAAGAGGCUCAGCUGGUCCUGUAGGGUCUAUGAAGCUUCUGAAAUCAUGUCAGAGCUUGCAUGCUCCAUUCACACAGAAUGCACCGCUCAUGACAGAAGACAUGCAUGAAGAACGACUCCAUGCUGUUGAGGCCUUUGGUGAUUCAUUUAGUUUUUCUGCACAGUUGGAGAGAGAAACAUUAUCUUCAGAUAUGUCAGCCUUUAAAGCUGCCAAUCCUGAUGCUGUUUUUGAAGAUUUUAUCCGGUGGCAUUCACCUAGAGAUUGGGAGAAUGAUGAAAGUGAAGCAAAUGGUCUGUCCAAAAAUCUUGCAGAGAAUGUGAAGGAUGACUGGCCUCCUCGAGGACGACUUUCACAGAGAAUGUCUGACCAUGGGAACUUGUGGCGAAAGAUUUGGAAUGAUGCUCCUAUUUUGCCAGCUUAUGAGCAGAAACCACUGCUGGAUCCAAACCGAGAAGGAGAGAAGAUCCUUCAUUAUCUGGAAACCGUGCGACCCCAUCAGCUGCUUGAGCAAAUGAUUUGUACUGCCUUCAGAGCAUCAGCUGACACACUAAACCAAACAAAGUUCGGAAGCUUGAAGCAGAUGACCACGAAAAUGGACCAACUCUACCGUACUAUGGCGUCUACAUUAAGGCCUUUGCAAGUGAAUCUAUCAUCUGGCAACAGUGAGACUAUUGAAGACCUCAGACGGCUUUGUAUUGUCUUUGAACAUGUUGAGAAGUUAUUAUCACUUGCAGCUUCUCUUCAUCGAAAAUUCAUACAAGCGCCUCGCAUCUCGGAAGCUAUUUUCAGUGACUACUACAACUUUUACCUUCCAACCAUGGGAAUGGGCUCAACUGAUGUAGAUGUUCAGAAGGAGUUUGACAUGAAGCUGCAACUCAGGCUUAAUGAGAGACACGUUGUAUCAAAUAUGUUCACGCCACCCACUGCUAAUCAGUCAUGGAGAAAAGUUUUAAGCAUGGGCAAUCUUCUCAACGGCCAUGAACCGAUCCUCAGGGAAAUCAUCUUUUCCAUGCGUGAAAACGCUGGUGGUAGUCACUACGCAGCCAGCAGUCCCAGGGGUUAUCAACCGGAAAUAGAAACAUAUCGGAUGUAUAUACGUGGAACCUCAAAUGAUCUCCGGGUAGCACUUUCUGUAACAUCACACGAUUAAUUUCUUUUUACAUGAUACACAGUUUAAGUGAUAUGUCUGUUGUUUUGAUGGGUCUAUUCCACCCUUUAGAACAAAUGGCAGACCGAUGCUUUUGCUUUCGAAGGUGUGAAAUACUUUUUUGGUUUUUUCGUUC
Molecule: messenger RNA, 3273 nt
Organism: Durio zibethinus
Lineage: Eukaryota; Viridiplantae; Streptophyta; Magnoliopsida; Malvales; Malvaceae
Source: RefSeq, a predicted model, not a curated record